AGCGGUCGGUGACGCAGGAGGUAUUUGUGUGCGUUUAAAGACCAGGCACGGUUCAUACCUACGAUUGAGUGCCAUUGCUCUCCGUCCGGGGCAUUUAAUGAGCGCUUUGCUCGGGGAAAGUGGAUCUGAAAUUAAGAAAAGAAGAAAGUGCAGCGUGGAGAGGCACACCAUCUGACCCAACAUCCGCCGCUUUGUCUGGGGCGAAACAAAGGACUCGGGCAGCGAUUGCCGUCUUUGUUUGCCUCCUCGGAGCAGUGGCCCGAUAGCGGCGACUCGGAGCGGCCAGUGGCGCCCGCUGAGGCCACCGAGGGUGAGCCGGGGUUCGAGCGGAGCGGCGAUCCGGACGGUCCAGGGGCAGCGCGUCCGUCCUCCGCCGCGGUCCACAAGAGGGCAACGCCGGCCGGGCUGUGGGAGAAACGAUGAGAAGGUUUUGAACAGCUGGAGAGCGUUCAUCGUGGGAGUUCUUCUGAACAUUAGUCGUGCUGAUGUUCUCUCCUGACCAGGAGAACAUCUCUACAGGCUCCACCAAAGGGCCGGUGAAGUAUGGGGAGCUCAUCGUGUUGGGGUACAACGGCUCGCUGCCCAAUGGGGACCGGGGGAGGCGUAAGAGCCGCUUCGCCCUCUGCAGGCGACCCAAGGCCAACGGGGUGAAGCCCAGCACAGUGCAUGUGGCCUGCACACCCCAGGCCGCCAAGGCCAUAAGCAACAAGGACCAGCACAGCAUCUCCUACACGCUGUCGCGGGCCCAGACGGUGGUGGUGGAGUACACACACGACGGCAAUACCGACAUGUUCCAGAUUGGCCGCUCCACGGAGAGCCCCAUCGACUUUGUGGUGACGGACACGGUCCCGGGCAGCCAGACCAAUGGCGACACGCAGACAGUGCAGAGCACCAUCUCCCGCUUCGCCUGCCGGGUCAUGUGCCAGCGCAGCCCCCCCUACACUGCGCGCAUCUACGCCGCCGGCUUUGACUCGUCCAAGAACAUCUUCUUGGGGGAGAAAGCGCCAAAGUGGAAGACGUUGGACGGGCAGAUGGACGGGCUGACCACCAACGGCGUGCUGGUGAUGCACCCCCGCACGGGCUUCACCGAGGACUCCAAGCCGGGCGUGUGGCGCGAGAUCUCUGUCUGCGGCAACGUGUUCACACUGCGGGAGACGCGCUCAGCACAGCAGCGGGGCAAAAUGGUGGAGAACGAGACCCAGGAGCUGGUGGACGGCUCGCUGAUCGACCUGUGCGGCGCCACGCUGCUGUGGCGCACGGCGGAGGGGCUGUCGCGCACGCCCACGCUGAAGCACCUGGAGGCGCUGAGGCUGGAGAUCAACGCGGCGCGGCCCCAGUGCCCCGUGGGCUUCAACACGCUGGCCUUCCCCAGCAUGCGCCGCAAGGAGGUGGUGGACGAGAAGCAGCCUUGGGUCUACCUGCAUUGCGGCCACGUGCACGGCUACCACGACUGGGGUACGCGGGAGGAGCGUGGCGGCGGCGAGGGCGGCGGCGAGCGCGAGUGCCCCAUGUGCCGAGCCCGCGGCCCCUACGUGCCGCUCUGGCUGGGCAGCGAGGCUGGCUUCUACUUGGAUGCCGGCCCGCCCACCCACGCCUUUAGCCCCUGCGGCCACGUGUGCUCGGAGAAGACGGUGGCGUACUGGGGGCAGAUCCCGCUGCCGCAUGGCACCCACACCUUCCACGCCGCCUGCCCCUUCUGCGCCCAUCAGCUGAGCGGCGAGCAGGGCUACGUCAGACUCAUAUUCCAGGGCCCCGUGGACUAGACCCCGCCCCUCAGCCUGGCUAUAAGCUAGACCCCGCCCCCACGGACUUUCGUAAAAUGCCUCUCGGUUGUAAGUGACCUUUAUCAGGUUUGUCGCUUUUGUUUUACAGGAGAGUCCAAUUUUAACGGAGGAAAAGCCACAAUCCUGAACUCCCAGCAAGGCUGGCCUCCCUUUCCCCGCCAUCGCGCAUAAAGACAUCAAAGCAGUAUUUUAUUUACCGAUGUACCCGGUUGAACAGCCCUUUUUUUUUUU
Molecule: messenger RNA, 2015 nt
Organism: Paramormyrops kingsleyae
Lineage: Eukaryota; Metazoa; Chordata; Actinopteri; Osteoglossiformes; Mormyridae
Product: E3 ubiquitin-protein ligase pellino homolog 1
Biological process (GO): protein K48-linked ubiquitination; regulation of Toll signaling pathway
Molecular function (GO): protein binding; ubiquitin protein ligase activity
Source: RefSeq, a predicted model, not a curated record